UAUUAAGGAGGUAUUCUGGUUUGAAAGGUCGUAAAAAAAGAUACUUUUCAGGAAUUUUUUAUAGGAAAACGAAAAAAGCGAAUAAUGUUAAACUUUGCAGGUUCUUUUAGCCUUAUUUUAAGAAUGGUAUAUAUUUAUUUUUUAAGUAACAAAAAUGCUCUUCUUUUUUGUUUGCUUAUCCUGACCACUAUCAGCUCGCAAAAAAGAUGGCACGGUGUAAAUGAUUCUAGCUAUUUCAGGUAUUUAAAAUGCAAAAACCAAAAUUUUUUUAUUCAGAAAAAGUGUGGCUACCGUCUAAACUAGAAUAAACAUUAUACGUUUAUUAGAUUUUUUGUAAUAAAAUAUUAACAAAAUUUUUUUUUUAAGAAAAACUAAAAUAUUUUUAAUAAAAAAACCGCCAUUUUGUCUAGAAUAAAAAUAUUGGUUCAGUUCUAGUUUAAAAUAGCCAUAUUUUUCCUAAAUAAGAAAAUUUUUUACGACUUUCCAAAAUAUGCCCUUAACGGAAUUUAUUAAUUAAAUUAAUUAAUAGUAAUUUUUUAAUUCUUUGUACUCCACUGCCGUCGCUACAGCAAUAUGCAUAAUUUAAAUAAAUAAAUUCAUAAACGUUUGUAAUCUUUUCCUUUUAAAACAAAACUUUCGGUUUUUAAAAGUUUUGUACAAGUUUGUUAGAAUUGCUGAUUUGAUCGGAUCAAAAAAUGCUCGAAGUGCAAAGAGUUAAUAUUAAUUGUAAUAUUAAUUUAACUAAUUUUCUUAUAUUAUUGAUAGCAAAGAUGGUUGCGAGAAUGGUCAAAGUUAGAUGAAACGUUCUGUACUUCUCGCGUUUCGCUGCAAAUUCGCGGAAGGAAUUUUCCAUCAAAUUUGUCCUAACGUUAUUACAAUUGGAAUAGCGGUUUUAUCAGUCAAGGUUUUAUGCUUAAGUAGCAGGACGCCUAUCGAUCACCGGCCGCACGUAGUUUAUUUCUGGCUUGCGAGUUUGGCUCAUUCGAAACGUGAGGUCCAACAGCGCGCCAGAUAUUGUUGCGAAUUCGUAGGUAGCGGAACAAGAAUUGCGCGGUUGUCGACAACCGGUUUACGCGAGUAAUAUUCUACGCAGAUUUUAUUUGGCAGACGAUAGUACAAAUAAAAGUGAUUAAAGUGCUUUCGACACCGCGAUUAAUAAAAACUCACGGUAAAUAUAGAACGAUAAAGAAAUUAUGCCAUGGACUGUUUAAUAUUUAUGGUAGAAUUAUUUGAAUAAAAUAAGAAAUUUAUUAUUACAUCGGAAAUUAUUCUUGGUGGUGUUACCUUAUUUCGAUGUUGCAAUUUAACGUAGUUGUGCAAAACCGUCAACGUGUAAUUUCAUCCGUAACCAACAGUGGAAGCUAGAUUUACCGAACGAUGAAGAACUCAAACGGCAUGAAGAACCCCACAGAUACCGUAGAUCCGAACGAAAACACCACACCGAGGCCGAAGUUGGAGACCUUCGACGAUGUCUUGCCGUACGUCGGUGAUUUUGGCAGAUAUCAGUGGCUGCUUCUAUUGGCCUUGCUUCCCUACAGCGUGGCUUACGCCACUUUAUACUUCUCGCAGUUCUUCCUCACCCUGGUGCCGCAGGAGCAUUGGUGCAAGAUAGAGGAACUGAUCCCUUUAAACCUUACGCGGGAAGAAAGAGUGAAGAUCGGCGUACCAAAGUCGCAGAAUUAUCCGUACUAUGACCAAUGCCAUAGGAGGGAUUUGGAUUUUUCCGUUAUUCUAAGUCACGGGAAGGACAUUCGUUCGGUCGAAUUGAAGGCAAACAAAUCCGUGGACUGCAGCCACUGGGAAUACAAUUUCACGCAGAUCCCGUACGCCAGUAUAGCAGCUGAGCUAGAUUGGGUAUGUGACCAGGAAUACCUCAUAUCGACGGCACAGUCGAUCUUCUUCUGCGGCUCCAUUGUAGGCGGUUUGCUCUUCGGAUGGAUCGCCGACCACAGAGGCCGGAUUCCCGCCUUGAUCCUCUGCAACGGCAUCGGGUUCCUGGCCUCGGCCGCAACUGCGAGUGCGAAUACCUUCUUGUCUUUUGCCGUCUGCAGAUUUUUUACCGGUCUGGCUUUCGACAACUGCAUCAACAUUCCGUUGAUUAUCGUGCUCGAGUACAUGGCUGUGAACAGGCGAACUCUCGUCGUUAACGUUGCCUUCGGCAUAUACUUUGCCGUUGGAAGCACAGUUCUACCAUGGAUCGCGUACUACGUCGCAAACUGGAAAUUCUUCGCCUAUGUCAGCGCGAUCCCGAUGGUGAGCGCUUUUAUCACACCAUGGAUUCUUCCCGAAAGCGCUCGAAAUCAAGCGGUCCGCGACCGUGCCGCAAUCCCUUAUCUCAUGCGUUUUUAUUAUUCAGUCGCAGCGAAACUGACGAUGUCGGUGCUCUCGCGAUUUUGCUUGAAUAUGGCAGCCAAUGUGGGCCUCCAGUACGCCGCCGAGUUGUUGCCGACCCCCAUUAGGACGCAGGGCGUCGCAUUGAUCCACAUUUUUGGCAUUGUGGCCCAUUCCGUCGCGCCGUACGUGGUGGAUAGCGCCAAGGUUUGGGACGGGCUGCCGAUGAUGAUCAUCAGCGUCGUGUCAUUUGCAGCCGCUACCCUGGUAUUGUUCCUACCGGAGACGCUCGGUCGCGACCUCCCGCAGACCCUACGUCAAGGAGAGGACUUCGGCAAGGAACAAAGCUUCUGGACGAUGCCCUGCUGCGGAAGACCGUGUCCGAAUCGACAUCGACAUUAUCGUCCACGCGAGCUCUAGUCCGUUCAACUCCGUUAUAUAAUAAUCUUCGGCGCGAUCGUCGAAGAAAUGUAAUUAGAAAAAAAGAUACUUGCGUCUCGCGCGGCACGUGAUAAUAUGAUAAAGUAAUUAAGCUUCUUUUUGUACGAAUUAA
Messenger RNA from Temnothorax curvispinosus, 2884 nucleotides. RefSeq names its product solute carrier family 22 member 3-like. Gene Ontology annotation, biological process: transmembrane transport. Bases 1378 to 2751 code for a protein of 457 amino acids. The transcript is spliced from 7 exons. Gene Ontology annotation, molecular function: transmembrane transporter activity. The record is from RefSeq and is a predicted model, not a curated record. Lineage: Eukaryota; Metazoa; Arthropoda; Insecta; Hymenoptera; Formicidae.